Molecule: messenger RNA, 1415 nt
Organism: Hyaloscypha bicolor E
Lineage: Eukaryota; Fungi; Ascomycota; Leotiomycetes; Helotiales; Hyaloscyphaceae
Exons: 1
Coding region: 362-1006 (214 amino acids)
Source: RefSeq, a predicted model, not a curated record
AUCGAAGACCCAAAGAUCAAUGUGUAUCUGAUAUAUAUAACUCCUGAAGAUCAGAUCCUGGUAAGUAAGAAGAAACCCUUUGAGGCUGUUGCAAGGCACAAUAGCUACCCCGCAUAUGCACUACGGCACCCCACACCGGGAAGCUCGAGAUGCAUCUCCUCAUGGGUCUGCAUAUUGCCUCAAGCCAUCACCGAACAUCAGUUCAACACCCUGACUUUUUUCCUUUCUUCCUUAGAGCGGAGAUCCUGUGCAAUAUAUCCCGAUUUUAGGACCAACCUCACAAGACCGGUCAGCGAACCGACGAAAUCCCACGGCCCGGAGGAGCUUGCUGAACGACGCUCACACUCCACCUGCAGGCAGAAUGGGCGAAAUCGGAGACCACUACAGAGAUUUGAAAGAACAUCGCAAGCAACAGAAGCAGAAGAAGCUGGAAGGGAAAUCGAAUCCCCCCCCUCGACGCCGCCGCUGUUGGGAUUGGAUCAUCGUUGGGGGCGACUACCACUACGCAAAGAAUCGAUCCUCUUUCAAAGAAUAUCAUCGAAUAAAGGCAAAGGUUGGGUUGACUCGAGUGAUUGGGAUUGGAAUGAUUGAGCUACAGGUUGAGCGGAAGGAUGGAACGCCAUACACAUUGGUUCUGGAUGAUGUCUUGCACACUCCGAGUGCUAUCUGCAACGGGUUCAACCCGGGUUUGAUAGAUGGCCAGCAGAUGUGGUCUGCCACUGAUACUGUUGAAGGAACGGAUGGGAGCGGGCAUUCCUCGUGGCAUGCGAGGAACUUCUUUGGGUUGCCGCGACUGGUGAUAGUGAACAAUCCGGAAGGAGAUUCACAAAUCGAGAAAGCAAAGGUGAAAAGGAAGUUGCCCUUCUCGCUGAGCCUGGUUGUGAACGAAGAAGAGAGAGACAAGAUUGAGGAUCAAAACAUGGUGAUGGUCCAGAGGGAUGGCGGUGCUUCUCUAGACGCAACGGAAGAUGAGGAUACGGUAAAAGUUCCCCCAUCCAGGAUUUGAUUCAAAGGGAGACGAGAGCAGGAUCCGGGGCGUCUCUUCCUGGGGCAGGGGAACAAUGUGGAUCCGUUAACAAAGGUAGCUGUCUUCUUUGGGUCCUUUUUGCCACCAUAAUCUCCAUUCCAGGAGUGAUAACCCGAUUUGUGGAAUGAUUCGUGCUUGCCGGUCUACCUUGGCGUCAGGUCUCUUCGAUCUUUGCUAUUUUGCAGGUGGAACCAUUGGAAAGGAGGAAAGGGUCAACCCCUUACUUAUCUCACAUGUACAAUACCCUGUUUUUCACAUCAAAUCCUUGAUACAGACGAUUCUAGCAAAAGAAAAUGGCAGGUUCCAAAACUAGCUCAGUUAAGGGCGAAGGGGCGACAGGGGUAGCUACAGCCCCUCUCACCGCUAACGCCACGUCCCGGACCUCCGC